GACGUCCUUAACCUCACAUCAACUUGAAUUUAACGUGGGCUAACUGUAGGACUUUUAACGCCUGGUCGUCAGUUUAGAGGAAAAUAUCACGCAACCAGAACGAUACAAAUCUGGUGGCUUAAUUUCAGGAGGAGAAACGAAGAAUCAAAAUUAAAAUGUCCAACCCAUUGAGGGGUGAAGUCAUCAGACUGUACAAAAAUCUUCUCUAUCUUGGACGCGAGUACCCUAAAGGUAACGCUUACUUCAGGGAGCGAUUGAAGACGGCAUUUAUGAAGAACAAAGAUGUAACAGACCCGGAGAAAAUCAGAAAGCUCAUCGAUCGAGGCGAGUUUGUGAUUAAAGAAUUGGAGGCUCUUUACUUCCUGAGGAAAUACAGAGCAAUGAAAAAACGCUACUAUGAGCCAGACCACUGAAGGGUUUGGAUGUGUUGCUUGGCGUUAUCCCGCACUUCUGUUAAAGUGCCGCUACUUGCCGCGCCCUGAAGUACACAACACAGCAGUACUGAGAGGCAGCAGUACUGUUCAGGACUGGUGAACUAUAACUGAGCUUAUCCUUAUCCUGUUGAUAAAUCAUGUGUAUAAAUUUCAACUGCUUCAUUUCAAAUUACAUAUUUUUUUACAAAUUCAGUGUACUUAUAUCUGCAGUGUCACACGGUCUGUAGCAACAAUACACACUGUAAAUAAUGUCUUGUCAAACACAUUUGAAUUAUGUAAACAAAUCUAAGAA
Messenger RNA from Chanos chanos (milkfish), 726 nucleotides. RefSeq names its product LYR motif containing 5a (gene lyrm5a). NCBI's taxonomy places the organism in Eukaryota, Metazoa, Chordata, Actinopteri, Gonorynchiformes, Chanidae. Gene Ontology annotation, biological process: respiratory electron transport chain. The transcript has 3 exons. Bases 156 to 413 code for a protein of 85 amino acids. The record is from RefSeq and is a predicted model, not a curated record. Gene Ontology annotation, cellular component: mitochondrion.